AUGGGGGACGCAGUGGUGGAUGUAUUGGGGAUUUUCCUCAUGAUCGUCUGGCGAGCAGAAUGUGAUCAAACAGUUUUUCACAUCUAUAAAGGAGUCAAGGCAUUUUCAUUCUGUAAAAGAAAGAACUUUCUGCUGACAGGUGGAAUGGAUGGAAUAAUUAGAGUCUGGAAUCCUUAUGUGCCUGGAAAACCAACAGGUAUGCUGAAAAGCCGCACGGCUCCAGUGAUCUACAUCCAUGUGUCUGCUGAGGAUAACAAAAUAUUUUCCAUGUCCACUGACAACACUGUUAAGAUCAGGGAUCUGGAGACCGACAGCUGCUUAAUUACUGCCUCCUGCAAAGCCAGCGGUAUUAAGGGGGAGCUGGCAGCCUGCAUCUAUCUCCCCAGCCCCAGAGCCCUGUGUGUGGCCACUGAUGCUGUUGCGCUCCUGCACCUGAGGCUGAGGUAUUGCCCCCCGCCUCCCCCUCUCCGGUUUCCCCAUAAAGAGCCCGUAGUGUGCUGCCGGUACAACCCCGCCUUCCCGCAGGUGGUCAGCUGCUCAGAAGCAUCCGUGGUGAAAAACUGGGACUUGGAAACAGGAAGACUGUUGUCUGAAUUCAUUGGGGCUCAUGGCAAUGCUGGGAUCACUAGUCUGACCUUUGACUCCAGCGGACGAAGGCUAAUUAUUGGGGGCAGAGACGGCUGUCUGAAAAUAUGGAACUACAACAAAGGGCAUUGUCUGCACACCCUGAAACAUGAUGAAAAGCAAAGUGAAGUCUGUGAUUGUACCUUCUUGGAGGUGAACCAAAAUAAGUGUAUCAUAGCUGUUGGAUGGGACAGAAGAAUAAACGUGUAUUUUGACACACCACAUGCCUUUCAUCACUUCUGGAAGCCACAGACACACUGGCAGGAUGACCUGAACCAUGGGCACAAGGAGGACAUUCUCUGUGUGGCUCAAUGCCCACCUUUUCUUCGUGCCACCUCCAGUUAUGAUGGGGAGAUUAUCAUUUGGAAUGUCAUCUCAGGCCACAUGUACUGCAAGCUGAAUGCUCCCAGACCCUCUGAUGACACAGAAAACAGAGAAGGCACAGACCGAAGCGUUUCCUGCCUCACCUUCCUGAAGACGCGGGCCGCCAACUUGGAAUCCGCGGCUGCUUCCCUCAUCACCAGUGGGCCCGGAGGCUCUGUCACCUUCUGGAGGCUGCUCGAUGGGGGCCUGCCCGUUGCAAACUUCACUCCUUCUAGAGACAAAGCCCAGGUCAGCAGCAUCAUGGUGACAGCAGAAGAUGCCCUCGCCUGUGUGGCUGACCAGGAAGGCUUUGUGCUUGUCUGCGAUGUCAAGGAGCACGGCCUGCAGGGACCAGAGCUGCAGCCUCCCGAGAAUGUGACCUUCUGGUGGGCCCAUGUCAGCAUGGUGACACCUUUGGAGAUGAUAGAAGAAAAGGUUCUGCUGUUGUCCUCCCUCGACCACACUGUGCGCCUGUAGAGCAUGGACGGGGAGUACAUAGGGAGCUUUGGGCAGAGUAGCACCUGGGACAUUUUCACUCCUGCCUCCUGGAGCCACCCUAGGGUCCCCUAUGAAAUUUUGACAGACCCCCAGAGCAUGUCUUCUCACCCAGUACUGGAAGGGGAUGUUCCUGCAAUGGACCCAGGAGGAGAAAGACGACAUGGUGGAGGAAAAAGCCAGUGCUAA
This is a messenger RNA of Diceros bicornis minor, 1671 nucleotides long. RefSeq names its product WD repeat-containing protein 49-like. Lineage: Eukaryota; Metazoa; Chordata; Mammalia; Perissodactyla; Rhinocerotidae. The record is from RefSeq and is a predicted model, not a curated record. Gene Ontology annotation, molecular function: protein binding.